Capra hircus (goat) is the source of this 228-nucleotide messenger RNA. RefSeq names its product defensin beta 136 (gene DEFB136). Lineage: Eukaryota; Metazoa; Chordata; Mammalia; Artiodactyla; Bovidae. Gene Ontology annotation, biological process: defense response to bacterium. The transcript has 2 exons. The record is from RefSeq and is a predicted model, not a curated record. The coding region runs from base 1 to 228 and encodes 75 amino acids.
AUGAGACUCCGUCUCUCUGGGUUACUCUUCCUCCUGGUGAUCUCAUUGCCUUCAGGGAACAGUGUGUUUAGAAAUGAUGGAGCGACAGUUCGUACUUGCACUCGACGUGGUGGCAACUGUUACUUUGGCUGUAAACUGGGAUGGAAAUGGGUCGCCUUCUGUCACAAUGUAUUGUCUUGCUGCGUAGAACUGAAGAUUAAUAAACCCCCUCAGGUCAACUUACCAUGA